Porites lobata is the source of this 18987-nucleotide messenger RNA. The record is from the annotation of a GenBank genome assembly. Lineage: Eukaryota; Metazoa; Cnidaria; Anthozoa; Scleractinia; Poritidae.
GAUGACCCGGACAUUUGGUCUUUUGAUGACCUAACUAAGAACAUGGAGAAAUUUGGAAAUGCAGUUUCUUCCGAUUCUCCGGUUGGUACGGGCCUAUAUCUUGAUGGAUCCGAAGGCACAUACGUCAAGAUCAAACAACACAACAAGAAGUGUUUGAAACAUCCGUCAAGCUGUGACAUAUCCGUAGGGUUCUAUUUCAAGAUAUAUCACAAAUCUGGUAGCCAACUCAUCUUCGGCAACCAUGAGAUGCCGAAUAAUAGGACUAUAAUUUACGAAGGUGUAAAUAUAUUUUACGAUAAUUAUAGAAUUCACACGUAUGUUUAUGGCCAGGAAAAGUAUUGUCAAGUUUCAUUUCACCCACGCCUUGGAGUGUGGUUCUACCUUGGCUUGGUGUGGGAGAAGGCUGGCAAACUUGCCUUCAACGUUGAUUUUUGGUUUACUUACACGCACAGAAAAAACUGCGGCGAUAGCCCAAAUGGAUUGUUGACAAAUGGAGACUACUUUUUAGGCAAAGAAACAUUUCCCGAUGCUUACUACAGGGAUUUGACCAUUUGGUAUUCAAAGCAGUCAUCGAGUGUUCUACACGAGAAAUGGGCAGUUGUCUUUCGUAAGUAUAUGUAUUUACAGUCAUGAAAAUGCUCUUUUGAGGUUUGCAAGAUAGAUAAUGAUUGCAACACAAAUAUGUGUCAUCUCAAAAAUAUAUGUUCACCAAACAUGACCUUUGCAAAAUCGCGAAAUUUUGAUGUUUAAGGCAUUCCUUAUUACUAUUUCUCUCCCUUGGCUUAUUUCCCAUGUCAGUAACAUUUUUCUCUCCGGAUGUUUAACUUAAAGUCUUUGCACAAAUGGCAAAAAGAAUUUUAGGCUUGCCAGUCAUGUGUCGUUUUUUCUCCCAAAUGUCUCUCGAGGAUGUAUCUUCCUUUUCAAUCCAUUAGUAUAAUGAGUUAAAGCAAAGUGUUUGAGGCAUCUCUGCGUUCCUCUUCGCUGGAAUACAAUGUUCUUCAGUCUGUACAUUUUUUAUAACAAUCAUUCCGUGGCGUCUGAUUGUGGUGAUUAAUAUUAUUGAUUUUAAAACUUGCCAUCUCGUGCGUAUGUCCAGAGACCAGAGGAGGAUGCAGAUCGCGAAGUACCCACCCGUCAACCCGUUGCAAAACCUGCCCGGCAACCUCGUCCGCACUUCUUUUCUUCGAAAAUGUGAGGGGAAAGCCCUGGGGAAGAGGUUACCUUCGCAGAACAGAGCAAUUAAGAAGCCUGAAGACGAGGUAGCACUGCCCCCCGCCCCCCACCCCCUCUCAAAAAUUGCGCUGAUCCUAUGGGCUUUCUUAACUUGAUUAAGUAGUGCGAGAAGAUGUAUCCUCCUUCUCGCGUUUGCGACAGCUUGCAUUGGCGAAAACAUAUCACUUGGCUACUGAUCUUGGAAGCGUUAUUUAAUAGAUAAUACUAUAAAUAACUGUCUGCUUUAAACUAGGAGAACUAACCAGGAAACGGUUGUAUUGUUUUGUCCUCUGUCUACAGAUACUAGUCCUGACACACAUGUUCGCUUGAAAAUUAUAUUCUCGGAUUUGGCCUAUGAUCCUGCAAGUGUUCUGCAGUGGAAGAAUAACUUCACCGCCGAAGUAAGAUGUAACUUAAUCAUUCUACCCCAUAUAUAUCCGAGACUGUUGGCCUUGAAUUUUAGUGUAGAGAAACUACAUAAUAAUAAGCCAACAAGCACUUUAUAAGCUUAGAGUUGCAAUCAGUCUAGCCAACUAACACAAUAGAAGAGGCAAGGAAGGUAAACUAGCAUAUGAGUUACACGUUGACAUAACGCUAGGCCAUUUUGAAGCAGCCUGCGUAGCUGGCGGUAUUGUCUCGAUGCGCGAUUAAAGUUUCGGCGGCGGAGCCGUGAUCCAAAAAAGGGAGUGGGGACGAGGCGUCAAAUCUCAUUCGACUACCGCGAGCUACGCAGGCUAAUUUUGAAGCAGAGAAACGCGUUUUUCGACAUGAAAAAUACAUAAAGCUACUAAAGCAGCAGAGUAUCUGAAUACAACAUACUUUAAAGAUCAAGUAUCCGCAGUGUCUACUUUGAGCAAAAGUUUGUUAGUGUUAAUUUUCUGUGUAAACAAACGAGGAAGAAAUAGUAACGACAAACCGCAAGACCUCUAUAGGUUAGCUGCAGCCACGCCCCCUAUACCGUGUUAGGGGUGUGAGAUCAUUUGUACGCCUGAGUGGUGUUCUUUUGCCAUCCGCUGCUUUGAGGUUAUAAUCAUAUUAAAACGCAUUCCAUUCGAUUCAUGCAAUUCUUUAUUUUUUACAUUACAGGUGAAAACGUUAUUCAGUGACGAUGCAGCGAUUGAUAACGUAUCAGUGUCAGACAGGUAAAGGGAUACUUGCGGCCUGUUUACAUGGAGGUGGGGACCCACGUUGGUGAGGUAACCCACCUGUCCAUAUAAUCUUUCAUAUGGUCACGCCAUAAACGUGAUCAAAUUAAAAUGAGAGAUCAUAUGGACAGGCGGGUUACCUCACCUCCCUGGGGUCCCCUACCUCCAUGUAAUCAGGCCCUUGGUCUAUGUAUUUUAUAUUGUAUUAUAAAAGGAGGCCAUAACCUGGAGCAGGCGCUAGCCAGGUUCCGUGGUCUCGUGUGACGGCGUUUUCACGGACCAGUUUAUUUUUUAGAACGGUUUUGGCGCGAAUUUUGAAUAUCUUUCAAACUGUACAAACCAGUCAUCAAAACCUACGACCUAAAAAUGAUACUUUUUGCCUUUUAAUAAUAUUUAGUUUUCCUCUUUGAUAUCUUAUACUUCGAAUGUGCUCAUAGACAUGGGGGACAUUCUAUUUUCGCAGUAAAAAGUGCCCUAAAAUUUGUCUAAAAAUAAACUGGUCCGUAGAAUCUUCGUGACAUAGGCAUAGUAUGAGAGUUCCUCGCUCCGGGUUAUGGGCUCCUGAUUAUAAGUAAUACAAUGACAAAUGCCUUUUCCAUUCCUUAGCGUCCACUCAGUACUUGAAAUAACUCUGUUGUCUCAGCGAUCAUUCAGAGUUCAUGUAAUACGCUACAACAAGGAUAACGAUGUUUUAGAAUGGUAAUUCCUUCCUUUAGUACUUUGAAAGACAACUCCUGGUCAAUUUUGUCAUCAUGGCGGAGCUCGUAAGAUUACAACACCUGUACUAUACUAGAAGCACGCUUCUCGCAAACCCUCGCCUUUGUAAUGCUCCAGGAUAGAACUCUUUAGCUUGAAUGUUUUGUUUUCCCAGUACGGGUCAUGUGAUAAUACUCUAGAGAACCUUUUCUUUCAAGUGCAUAUGUACGCAUAAGUCAUGAAAAGACAAAAGGUCAAGCUCCCCUGGGACCUCUAUUGGGAGAACAAAACAUACAAGCCAAAGAGGUCUAUCAUAACUGGUUUACAUGGUGACGUUUUUUUUUUUUCCACAAAACUAUUUAUUUUCGAUCUGACGUUUGGGGUAUAAAGUCAAAGUAACCAAUAUAUUAAAGCUGUGACUCUUAAUCUUAAAACCCAACUACGAAAUGGUCUCAUUUACUUAUUUUUCAGUGGUGGUAAUACUUCAGUAUCGUUUGAAUUAAAGUUUACGAGCAUAUCAUGGCAAACAAUGCUUGCGCUACAGUUAGCUUUGGAGAACGGCACCUUUCUUGGGUCACGUGGCGUAUUUGACGAAGCUGGUUGUAGAAGCCUGAAUGAUAUCAUCUGUAAGUUGGAAUUAGAUCUAAAUUGACCCUUCCAUAGUCUGCUACACAGCCGUUUUUUAGUGUCGUCACGCAACGCUCCUGCGUGACGACACUAAAAACGGCUGUGUGGCAUUACACGGGUUUUUCAACUUUUGACUGGGACUAGUUAACGAAAAUCCUUGUUAUCCUUGUUAAAGUUACCAUGUUUGAAAAUGAUUUGUUGAAACUAACGAAGACGUAUAUAGCACCGCAAAGUCGCAUAAUUUUACAGACGUUUAUGUGGUGGGGCAAUUUUUGCGCCCCAACGAUACAAACGUCUCUAAAAUUUCGCGACUUUAUGGAGUAGUAUCGUCCUUCGCUUUGGAUAUUCGCUAACUUGGAAAAAACUGAAGUAACUUGAAAACCUGAUGCAUGGUAGGGUCUAUUGGCCAAGAGAAAAAACAAUUUAAUACGUUUUGUAAUUAAAUGCAGAUAUUACAUUUGCUUUUCAGUUUUUUGUCAGGUACCAAAGAACGUUCGGGCAUAUAGAGUAACAUACUGGCAAGUCUUCAUUCGCAUGGACCCAGUUAUUCAGGAGACACAUGAAGGGUAUUUUUACGCCUACCGAGUCUUGUACAAAAAUCUCGACGAUCCCACAUCAUCAUGGAAGCUAAUUUCUAACUACCGAAGAAACGAUCCACCUAUACACCCAGUUGCCCAAGAGCUAGCUCCUUAUACAAAUUACAGCUUUCGCGUUAUGGCGUCAUCAUUUCAGUCGGAAGGUCUCAUUUCAGAAGCUUUCCAAGAAAGAACUCACCAGUGGGGUAUGUAUAACUGAUUAUUGUUCAUUGUCGGCAUAUAUUUGGGUUCCUUUGUUCUUGGGAGCUGGGGCCUCUUUUGCCAAACAAUCUGUGAGCGAGAAAGAUAUGUGAGUAUGUAUGCUUGCGGCGAAGUCGCGAGCCACGAUUGGUGCGGGCGCCAGCACGAGCGCAAACACAACUCGAUGCUCGCGGCUCAGCUCUGCUAGUAUACUCACAUGUCGCGCUUGCUCACAGAUUUUCGGGCAAAAGAGAGACUGAACGCAGUCUAUCCUAAGGCAUCCAAGGGAAGUUCUCUCUCACUGCUUGAUUGAUAAUACUUCCAGCAAGAUGUGGGUUGCUCCUCAGAGUGUCGUCAUCACAUUACUUAUGUCUAUUGAACAAAUACCGGUGGUGUAGUAUACAGACAACUAAAGGUCCCCGGGGGGGGGCAGGCGAAGGCGUUUCGGAGAAUAAUGUCAUUCGGUUUUGAGGAGCAGAUGUUUUUCGUUUCACUUAGUAAAAAAGGGAAGAUCGUAGAGUGCCACAAAUAUUCAGCCUUCUACAUUUAACCAUUGACAACAGUAUAGUAAUGCCUUGACAAAUGUUCCCAUUAAUCGAUUGCUACAAGUCGCUUAAGGAAAAUUCUACUUUUACAUCACACAGUUCCCUCAGUUGGUCCAGAAAUUGUCGCUUACUACAACACAAGCCCCUCCACAGUUUAUGUUCAAUGGAACCAUACCAUUCCAGACAGUGAAGUGAACGGUAUUCUGAUUGGCUACCGAGUUUCGUGGGAUGAUAGUGUUGCUGACCAUCCUCAAAAAAAUAAAGCACAUAAAGAUUUGGGGCUGGAAGCUACAAAUUACACUGUUAUGAAACUUCAUGAACACUGGCGUUACGAAAUCGGCGUUGCUGGAAGGACGGCUGUAGGACCAGGGGUAUUUAAAAGAAGAAUAAUCAUGACGCCUGAUGAUGGUAAGAAAGCCGGAGGACUCUCAUUGAUGUCUUGUUCGAGAAGGCUACGCCUUAGCACUUGUAAAUUGUAACUGUAAAUAUCUUAUUAUGCACUUUCUCAGGGCUUUUCAGGGAUAAUUUGCAACACUUGUUGGGGAACUUUUGCCAGACUGUUUAUAAUGCAGUUUACAAGUAAUGAAGGAAUGAGUGAUGAUGCCCCCUAUGUGAGUGUGAAUUUGAGAUGGACCAUCACACCGGGAACUGCGUCCCAUGCUCUUUACGACUGAAUGUGUGGGUUUUUUAACCUCCCACAGAACAGCUUAUCAUUACUGCAACGGUUGUGAGACGGGGCCUACGGUUUAUCGUCUUUAUCCGAGAAUUAAGACUAGAAUGUCUAACCGUUUGAGAUGUCAUUUCAAGGCAGCACUUUCUCCUCGGACCCGCCCGGGUUUCAACCAGCGGCCUUCAGUUCAGCAUUGACCGGCGCUUUUCCAUUUGACUGAGCUAACCUGGGCGGCGUCCAUAAUAAUACUUCUUCGCCUUGAAACGCGUACAUUUUUAUGCGUUUUGGCCUUGAGUCGACGUUAAAAUGAUCAAAAGCCCAGGUAUGCUUCGUUCCGACUAGAGGCUAUAUUUUCUUCAAAAGUAGUUUCAUUGGUAAAACUGUGUUGUGUCAAUACGUAUAUCGAACAUUUUAUCGAACAUUUCGUCAUGUUUUUGUUUAAACUCAUUAAAUAACGUUGCUUUUUUACACUAUAUACAUGCCGUCUGUUUCCUUUCUUCAGCGCCCUCGGCUCCACCGGCCGUUAUCACCCUUGACAUGCACAAUUCUAGUGCCUUACUGGCUACCUGGAAGGAUGUUCCGUUAAUUGAUCAAAAUGGAAUCAUUCUUGGCUACCAGAUUCAAUUACAGCAGGAAGAAGGCGGCCCAAUUGUGUGGAAUGUAACCCUUGGAUCGAAUCAUACUUCAUUUCAUUUUACAGACCUUUCCAUUUUCCAGAAUUACUCACUACAGGUAAAACUAAGCGAGCUAGGUAUUUGUGAACAUACCGUAAAAUUCCGAAAAUAAGCCCCUCCACGUAUAAGCCGCUCCAAAUAUAAGCCCCCCAAACCUGUAACGCAAAAAUAUAAGCCUCCCCGGGGCUUGUACUUAGAAAAUCGCCUCAGAUACAAAGUAAAAGAAGCAAAAACAGUAAAUUUACUUCCAACUAUAAGGCUAGCCCAAUCUGUUUUGAAACGCAAGUUUCCCUCCAUAGAUAAGCCCCUCCGAAUAUAAGCCCCUCCAAAAAUAAGCCCCUCAAAAAGGGCCUUUGAAAAAUAAAAGCCCCGGAUCUUAUUUUCGGAAUUUUACGGUAUGGUUGGAUUUAGAAUCAACUGUUCAAUAAGUUCCCCUUUGUUUGUUGAGGUCUCUUGUAAUGACAGCCAUCUUUUCUUGUGUCACCUUCAUUUCAGGUCAUGGCGUACAACAGAAAAGGAGCUGGUCCAUACAAUGACAAGGUCUAUCAGAUGACGGAUGGAGCUGGUUAGUGAAUGAAAUAAACUCAGUGUUCAAUGCUUAGAUAAUUUGCCCAGUACACUCAUGGCUUUUUUAGGACCUUGGGGACUGGUGCCGACUUUUGUUAAAGUUUGUUUCAAUUUGUGUGAAGUGUGACUGAGCAAUCAUCCAUAUUUGUAAUACAGGGAUAUUAUUUUUACUAUAAUAGGCGUUUCUUUUAUGACUUUAGUUUAAAGCUAAUAGUCAGUGAACAUGGAGAAAAUCAUUGAAGAUACCCUUUUAGACGUUUUGCUUUUUUAAAAUUUCUCAUAGCCAUGUUUCGGUGCAUAUUUCCCUCUAUCUUUUUUGAGUGGUCCCUUUCGAGAAGCUACGCCAUCGUUUAUAUUAUUCUCUGAUAAAUUUCACUUUGUUACUAAUUCUUUCAGUGCCUAUAAAUUCUCCGACAAAUCUAAGAGCGCACAACAUCAGCGCAACUGCCAUCCAAAUACAAUGGGAUUACGAUGACGAUCCCCGGUUGGUGUUAGGCGAUCUGUCAGGUUUUACACUGUACCUUCACGAGGCCAACGCUGACGAUGCGUUCACGAGUAACGGGCAACUACUGACGUAUGUAAGGGGUAUAAAUAGAUCCACUCUGAUCGACGGACUGGAGAUUUUCCGGUUGUAUAACGUUUCCAUCGCAGCUCGAACAAAUAAAGGCGAAGGACCUGUUAACGAGUCCGUGAUUGUCAGGACACAUGGUAAAGGUAUGUAUUUCCUUGUCAAGAUUUUUACUUCCUUCUCUACUUGUUUGAUUGUCCACAGUAAGCAAUAAAAUUAACAAAGCGUUCAUGGGUUAUGUACCUUUUGGUCUGCACCUUAAUGAAGAAAGUCUGCUCAAAGCGUUGUAUGUUAUUAAGACUUCGUGUUGCCCUGCGAUUGUAUACAAUACGCGCUACAUGAAGAGACUAAAAUUGACCAAUCACAGAACGAGAGGCGACUCAGCCAAAAAAGUAUUUGGCCUUAUAUAUUAUUGGUCCGCCUGUAAUUUGAGGUCCCGAGAUCGAUUUGUCACCCAUGCAUAAAUCAGACAGUUUUGAUUUUAUGAACUUCGAUAACAACUGAUAAAAAGGCAGCAAUUAUUAAGGUAAAAGUAUCAACUGCUUGGAAGAAUAUGCUGUUAUCACUUUAUAUUGCCUGCUGUACGAUAGUAAACACCCUUGAUUCGAAAAUUUCUUAACUUAUUAGCAACUUAUGACUUUUUUUGCGACAUUCCACAGCACCAGGAGCCUCGCCUCAGUCCCUUGCUGUCCAAAACAUUAGUUCCUUCAGCAUAUACUUACUCUGGCGAGAAGUAAUGUCCGAAUACCGUUAUGGAAUCAUGCGGGGCUACAAAUUGUCAAUCUAUAAGAGGACAUCGGAAGGUUUUAAAAGCUUGGAAAAUCGAACUAAUGGACUAUUCUCCCCAAAAGCAAAUCUCACUGGACUCACGCCUUUUACAACCUAUAAGGUGGAGGUUUUAGGGUUUAACGACUUUGGUGACGGUCCAUCGACUGCUGUGGAGGUUCUGACUGACGAAUCAUGUAAGUGCAUCGUAUUGUCUUUGCUUUACAAUUCCAGUAAAAAUUGCACCUGUUUUAUAUUGCAGUGGUAAUCCAUUUAUUCUGGAGUGUUUCGGUUGAGGGCUUGUCUGACCAACUCACGAGUAAGUGACAGACGGGCUGACUGACCUGACUGACAAAAAAAUUGUUCUCACUGUAUUCUUAAUUGCUUGAUGUUUCAACGUGUCCAGGCCCCGGUUGUUAAAACGUUGGACAGGAUCAGCGGAUAAAUCACAAUCCGGCGGAUAAGUAUUAGGGUAAACGAUUGCACUUUCCAUUUAAUACAGAUUUAUAUCCUCCUUUUGCACAACUCGGGCCAGAUCUUUACUUCGUUUCCACUUUCCAGACCCUUCCCAGCCUCCGAGUAACUUCACAGCUUCCAAUGAAAGUUCUACCGCCGUGCGUCUGUUCUGGAAGCAAGUUCCCGAAUGCUGUCGAUUGGGAAUCAUCUUGGGCUAUCACAUAACCCUGACCGACCCAUACAACGCUUCUGUGAUUGCAAGGAAAAUUACUGCCAUUCUGACGGGGAACUUUUUAGGUCUUAAAAAGUUCCAUAAGUACAAUUUAACCGUCGAGGCGUUUAACAGCAUAGGCUCCAGUCCGAAGGCAUUUACGUCGGCUUUUACAGAUCAGGAUGGUAAAGUUAUUUUGUAUGUCUUUUGCUUAUCGAGCUAUAACUUGGACGUUCACUUCUCAAACUCAUUAAUAUUUCAUAAACAAAAUACAAAGGAAAUUGAUGUUUAUUGAGUUGUUGGAAAUCAGAUGAAAAACUGCUCAUUUUUGCAUCCUUAAUUUCCCCUUCUAAAAUCAUAUUGUUUGAGAAGUAAUAUCAAGCAUUCGACACAGUGUUUCAUCAUCAGAUGAAACACCUCGAAGUUCGUCAAAAAUACUCCGUUGCGCGUCGUAUUUUCAACUCUCUUUUGAGUGUUUCAUCUGGUGCUGAAACACUGCGUCUCAUGCUUGAUAUAUUUCUUCAGAUAUUACUCAGCUUUUUACUCAUAUAGCUAUGGUUUAAUCAUAAAUCUCACAAAAGGGAUCAUUCGAUCACUCAUUUUCAUUCAAACUAAUUUCCUGUGCACAGCUAUUGCAGUACUUUGCCAUUCUUUUUCAGUGAACCUAACUCGGUUACUGUGAAAUGUCCAAAGUGCAAAAGAGUAAAACAUCCGUGGCUUAAGUGGGGAGGCGCGUAUAAAUAUUUUAAGUGUUUAACCUCGAUCGCCAGAGUUCUUUCUUAACUCUUGUUAACAACUGUGGGAGGGGGUAGGGGGAGAGUACAAACCACGCGGAAAACUUCUCGAACUUGAUAUUAAUACUAGAAAACCGGACACUGGACGUAGUUUUGAGCAGACACUUGUUUUCAGAAAUAAAAAACUUGCUUAAAGAUAUUGUUAUUGAUUUUUUGUUUCAGUCCCAGAGGCUCCUCCACAGAAUAUCAGUGGCUAUAACAUUAGCAAAUCAGAAAUUCUGGUAUCCUGGAAACCGGUUCCUGAAGAUAAAGUAAACGGUAUCGUUAUCGCAUACAAUGUGACGUACAGCAAGAUCGGAGGGGAUCCCCACUCAGGAUGCAAAAUCUUCAAUGGAUCUCGUUCUUAUGGUGUAAUAGAUGGAUUACUACCUUUCACGGUGUACGCAUUGAAUGUGAGCGCUUCUACUGUCAAAGGACAAGGUCCAGCUAGUCCGGCUAUUACUGUAAAGACAGAGGAAGAAGGUAGAGGGUUUUUAGUUUCUCUGUUAAGAGUCAGGGUGAGGAAUGAAUCCCCAAACUCUUUACAUGUAUUUCUCCCCACUCUCUGUCACUGCGUUGAAAUGUUACGCGAUUCGUCUCUUUGUUUUGUACAGGACGGGCAUCAGUUUUGUUCGAUUCGUACCUUUAGGAUGAUAAAACUUAUCUAGCUGAUAAUGAAAAUACUUCGCAAAUGAGACAACUUUCGUAUUAAACUAACAUAAAUCUGUUACAUACAAGAUGUUUUGUGUCUAGACAUACUCCAAGUGACUUCCUGUCAUCUCUUUCGCCAAAGUUCCAUCUUCCUUGGUUUGCCACGAAGGGUUAGUGGGUUUAACCAAGCUUCUCCAUGUGUUAGUUGGGGACAGCAAAGGUUAAAAGGAAAAACAUUCCCGGGGAUACCAUUGAUGCCUGGGCCAUUUCAAUUGGGGUUUUUCCUCGAAUGCUGGUUAUUUGCAGUAUAUAGCCUGGUUUUUACGAAAGUUACAUCACUAAAGUAACCAUAUCCGUAAAUUUGUCACCGAGAAGGUGUUUCCAAAACUCAGAGCAAAAAUAAAGAAAACAAGACAAAUAUUGCGUCCAAAUCACUCGUACUUCAACAGCGUUGUGAACCCGUCAAUUCACAAGCUGAUGAAGUACGAGUGAUUUGGACGUAAUAUUUGUUUCGUUUUCUUUAUUUUUGCCUUUAGUUUUGGAGUUUUCUAUACUAAAUGUAAAUUCGUCGUUUUCUUCAGCCCCUCAGGUUUCACCCGCGCGAUUUACAGGCUUCAACACAAGUUCGACAUCUAUUGGAUUAAGCUGGGAUCCAAUCCCCCAGGAACAGGUGGCAGGAGUCCUGACCAAUUUUUACAUCACUUAUCGCCAGUUAAACACCGCUGACAAUACUACACACACUCUUGCUGUACCCAUAACCAACCUCUCAUUUGAAUUAACCAAUCUCCGGAAAUAUACCAACUACAGCUUGGAGGUUAAAGGAGCUACGAAGUUUAUUGGAAUACCUACUAAACCCAUCAUUAUCACAACGGACGAGGACAGUAAGAAACUUUUUUUGUUGUUUGUGACCAUUUGUCAGCGCCGAAGAAUUUCGAUCUCCAGUUCGGUUGAUUUAAACUGGGUUCACGAAGCGGUUUUUAAAUGAGCGCUUUACAAGUAAUAGCUAUGGUUAUUUACACCGCCUUGAAAACCGAUGAGAACGUAAAUCGAAGUAGUUUUGCACUACAGUUACCAUUUGAAAUUGGAUUUUUGUUUACUUCCGCUUAAUGAAGACAAAGGCGCUAGAUGUUACUGUUGCAGCAAGUUUUUUUUGUCCUUGAUUGUAGCAAUAGCUAAUUAGCAAAGUAUCAACAGUUUAAAAUUAAAUAAGUUUUGUUGACGUAUUUUUCAUGAUUUUUUUUAUUUAAGUUCCUUUUUCUUAGUUCCUAGCCUUCCGCCUCAAAAUAUUAAGAUUCGAAACUCCAGCUCCACGAGCAUUUUCGCCCACUGGAAGCCAAUUCCCCAAGAUUCUGUUCACGGUAUAUUACUGGGGAUUAAACUUGUAUACCAGUCCGCGCCCAGAGACAACAGCAUAGUGUUCAGGUCCCGCUCAAGGCGUUCAGUAGAAGAGGGCUGGUCCGAGUUCACUAACAUCACUUUACCUCCAAACGCACUGUCUUAUGAGCUGACGUCAUUGAAAAAAUUUACAAACUACAGCAUUUUCGUUCUUGGUUUUACCGUUAAAGGAGAUGGAAAUGUCAGUCAGCAGUUUGUUCUAUCUACAGAUGAAGACGGUAGGCAGGAGUUUUUAUUUGCUUUAUAAGUGGCGGGAUUCACCAAGUUUUAGGAUACGAUAUAUACUAGGUAUUGUUUCUCAGGGGUGGUCUGCUUGUCGGAGACAAAUCUAAGGUGUCUCUUCUUAAUUAAGUUAAACCCUGUCCACAUUGUCCAUACUACGACGUUCACACUACAACUAUAAGAAAGGGAUGCUUCGAAAACCGCGCUCUCGGAGGAGGAGACUUUUGAAAAGGAGUCUAUAGUUUAGUGUGCCGGGACAGGCAAAUGAACAUCAGAAGCCCUCGGGACAAAUUCGUGAAUUCGUCGCCGACCUGUUAAUUCAUUUCCUGCAUGGUCAUCUUCCGCGCGACACAUCUUUGCACUGAAAGGCGGUGUAAUUCAGUUCAACACUAACCCUUCUUCUAUUUCUAGUUCCAAGCAAGCCACCUACGGCACUUGUUCCUAUAUCGCGCAGCGGAGACUUUCAGAUGAACGUAUCCUGGGGACCAGUGCCAGAUGGGUUUGUUCACGGUGUUUUGCGAGGCUACCGACUCUAUUUCAAGAAAACACGAGAAACGGGGCGUGCUGCCUCUUCAGCCACUCGCGUUAUCACAUUCGGUCCUAAUGAGUACCAUGCGACCAUGACCCUUCUCAAGAACUUCGCCAUGUACAGCUUGGAAAUAACAGCUUUCACUAUCAAAGGAGAAGGACCAAGAACCGAGAUUAAAGAAGGAGGUGGGUCCUCAUGUCAGGCAAUGGCUACAAAAAGCCGUGAAAAUUCCUGCUGCGUUCCGUGAUAAAAGGCUCGAGACAAAUGUUUUUCUUUUAGACCUUAAAGGUUCUGUUUGAGAUAAACAUAACUAAUGUCAUCCGACCUAUAUCCUUGUCUCCAACCAAUAUACAGCACUCAUAAAACCUGAAUUAAAUAAGCCAUUCCGAGUUGCCUAAAGCCCCUAUUUCAAAGCGAGGCUAAGAGCAAAUCCAUUGAUAUGAAACUGAUGUUUUAUUCUCAGGCAAUUAAAACACAUUUUCACAACAAAGGUUUCACACUUAGCCUUGUUUUGAAAGUGUUUGGAACUCGGAAAUGGUCUUUACAUUGCUAUUUUCUUCGUAAUCACUGUAUAAUUUUGAAGCCAAGUCAAAUGGUAAAGGUAAAGGCGCAAACGAGCCAAAGGCCCAAACGGGCGGAGCUUAUCCUUGUCUCCCUAGCAUGAAGUAUGCCUAGGAAUAUCGCUACUUCCCCCUGGACGGGAUGCUAGUGCAUCACAGGUAAAGCUCCCAGCGGCAUGUCGCCGGUACCCAAUAGGUGGGGCGAUCUUGCAGCUCUCGGAAGACCCCACGGGACUGGAUUGCAACCGGUUGGGAAAAACAAUAAACAAACAAAGUUAACAAUGGAACGUAGCCCGAAAACAAAAGAGCCGUGACCCAUAGGGGAACCAUUAAAUUAGAGUUCUGAAGACCUGCAAGGCUACUGAUUUGAACACCUGGGUGAAGAUAGACAAACUGGAGAAAAGUUCCCUCGCUAAGAAAACAACGCGGACGGGCGAGGCUUGAACCCCGAACCUCCAAAUCCGGAGUUCGAGGUGUUAACCGUUCGGCCACUCGAGCCUCCACCAUUAAAAUGUUUUUUUUUUUUUUUCAUUUUCAUUUGCUCCAGCCACCUGCAAGUGUCCUCGAGUGUUCAAGACAAAUUGGUACCCAUUCUCACCUUAUGUUAAGUUCGAAAAUGGCUCAUUGGGGGGUUUCAUGCCCCAUAUCUUAGAACAUGCAGUGGAGCAUUGCUGUAGUGACUGCAAACAAGCCAAUGGGAAAUCGGCAUCUACCAUUGACUUUGACUCCGAUGGAAAAGGCAAUUUGGCCAGGAAAUCUGGUGUCGAUGAGUUAAUCCAUAGCAUUGACUCGGAUACUGAUUUUAAUCUGCCUGUAAAUGGUUACGAAGGACAGACGCACUAUUCACUGUAUCGCUACGUCAAGUUAGCCGAGUCACCAGGAGUUGCUUUUAUCACUGUUAUGGAUGAGGAUGUGAAGAUUGUAGCUGUGGCUAAUGUUUUCUUCAAUUGUUGGUCUGUGCUCUUGCUCUCCGCCUUUAUGAUGGUGAUGGCCGGUGUUGUUAUGUGGAUCCUGGUAAGUUAACUUGCUAAUAAAGCCGUCUUUCCUCGCCCCCUUCAGGCUUAGACGUUUUGCAGGAGAGACUCUCCUAGCCUGCGCGUAGCAAGCGCUUCCGUUUGGUUUCGGAGCAAAGAAAGACCGGGGAACGGGAUUCUUGGUUUUGGCCGCGCAAGAAAUGAAACCAGAGCCAAAAAAGUGAAAGAGGGGGGAGGGGGAGGGGAAGGAAGGAAACUUUCCUUCCCGUCCCCCUCCCCGCUGUUUUACUUGCGCCAUUUUUCGCGCGGUCUUUGACUCUCGUUCUUCGUUCUUUGCUCCUAAACCGCACGGAAACGCUUGCUACGCAGGCCGAGACUCUCCUAGGAGUGAGGAGAGACAGGUGUAUUCGCAGGCUAAGUAAGUUUCAACAAAUAAAAUCAGUAAAUUUAAAUCCAAUGAAGCGACUUCAGUUAGAAUUUUAAAUUAAAUAGAAAGAAAACUAAGCGAAUGAUAAAUCAGUCUAUUAAUCGACGUUGUUUAGCCAUCUUGCAGUUAUAAACAUUCAUGUAUGCUAAAAUAAUCAAGUUUGUCGUUUGAAAUAGAGCGAAGCGCGAGGUCUCACGAUCAUGGGCAGAAGAAGAACGGCACCUUCCCGCCGUCCUUUACAUUUGGAUGGAUAGAGGAAGAUGUCAGGCUACGAGAUAGUCCAAUGCGUCCUUCUGGCGCACUAAUUUGAAGUACGUUAUCUGCCUUAACUAAAAGUCCUCUUUUCUAAUGAAGUGGCCAUCUCUUUUGUAAUAGGACACUCGAUCAAACAGAGCUGAAUUUCCGGGCUCAUAUAUUCAAGGCGCUUAUGAGGGAUUUUGGUGGGCAUUUGUUACAUCUACAACGGUGGGGUGAGUCAGACAUUGUAGCGCAGCAGGUAACCUUCGUAGCAACCCCCGCUGGAGUCAAUUAUAGAACUGCGACUUUAAAAGACGAAUGUGGAUAAAUUACUACAGUGCAGCCAACCUCUUUGGCAAUAAAAGAAAAAAAAGGAUUUGGAUUUUAAGAACCCUUGGAAUGUAAAGUGUUAAAUAUUUGCUCAGCCAUCCUUUCAAGUGUGCCGAUUUUCCAAGAACAUUUCUGUACACCAUGUUCAGUUCUUUUAAACUUUCUCUUUAAGUUUUACAGUGAUAAAUCUUGAAUGUAUAGAAGCCCUUAGGGUAAUUAACAGUUCGUCAACGUUCCUCUGGAAUACUUUCAUUUGUCUGGGAAAGACAAAAUUUUCAUUCUCAAAAGAGGAAAAAGAUCAAGAAAGGGCUCCUCUCUCCCCCCCAUGAUCCUGGUAUCAAAUGACGAAUUCAAGGUUGGAAAUUAAGUGUUAAUAUUUAAGUUCUUUUUUGGAGGUAUCUUACAUUUAUAUGAAAGGAUCUUUUCUUUGUCAGGGAAAAGUUUUGAUCUUAAUGUAAAUUUAUUUCCAGCUUCCAGCGUUUCCUAUUUCGAUUCCUAUAAUCUCGUACCCAGAUCUCACUCUGUCUAACCUUCGCCAGGGAGAUCUGGGUACGAUAUUUCCUCACAAAAAUAACACUUUUCUUUUCAAAGGUACGGAGACAAAUGUCCGCGAGGGGUAGUAGCUCGCUUGUUUGGAAUCACGUGGACAUUGAGUGGUCUAGUUGUUAUGGCCAUUCUCACAGGAACAAUCGCUACAGCUUUAACAGGAUUCGGUGUCGAAGGGCCCUACAUAUCACUGUAUGGCACCAAGGUUAGUUUUAGUUCUUAGUCGAGGCAAAAUCUGAGCGUGACUACUUCAGAUUUUCAGGAGUUGAGGAAAGAAUUAUCCAGCUCUUUUUUUACUGACCUCUUUAGGAAUAGGUCAUGAUGGCUUUAAGUAAGAAAGCAGAGAAAAAGGAACUUGAAAAGGAACCAUGAAACUUUGAAAUCCAUGUUUAAUUUUUUGAGAAAAUUAACAUUUUAAGAUAUAUAAACGUGACAUGCCGUUUUAAUUUUGCGAAACAUUUUUGAGAAAAUCACAAACAUUUGAUAAGAACAAUCUCCAGUUGACGGACUAAACGAACUUUGUUUUCCUGCCGUUUUUAAGUCAUUUUAUUGGUCAAUACAAUCAAAAACGCAACUUUCAGGUCAAUAACAAAAACAGAUACCCUCUCUAAUGACGAUAAUAAAAACAGAUACCGUCUGGUUCCUGGAGAGACUCGACUGCAUCUUCCAUUUCCUUUAAAUCUUUUUGUUUUUAUUUUUUUUCCCCCCAUAAAGCCAUAUUGUUUGCUCUUUUCUUUCCUUCUUUAGGUAGCAGCCAUAGCGAACAACUCUGACUUUCGACUCGGAAUAAGGAAGAAUGCCAAGAUAAGCACAGGUAAAAAUUCACUCGUGAAUAACAACUGUACAUUGUUUAGGCGCUUUAAGUUCAAUUAUUAAAGCUAUUUUAAAAUAUUUAUUACUGACAGGCGAUACCAUGUUAGUAGCAAUGAUAGACGCAGGGUGACUGGGUGUUUCACCUUGAAGGGGGAAGCAGGAGCAUAGAGAAACACUUGCUUUUUAUUGUGCUGUAUGAAGUGGAACUAUUCAAAUGAAAACUUGGGAGCGUUAAAGAAUUGUCUAUUCUGGUUCACGAGAUGAAUCCAAAUUUUGUAUUUUGAUGUUGCGGAAAUCAUCCUCUCAUAAUACUUCAGGGCAGGGAAGAUAGUUCAAGAUUUGUAAAACGAUUUUUAAUUAUUUCAAAGAGCAUAGCUACAAGACUUACGAGGAGAUCAGCCAAGCACUGGCCAACAGAGAGGUGAAAGGCGCCUUGGUGGACCUUUAUGUGCUGUCCUCUCACAAACAUCUGUUUGAGGACCCUCGAUUUAGGAUCGUCCGUAUUUACGACUACAAGGCCAGUUAUGGAGUGGUCCUUACUGGUCAUUCAAUGAAGCUCGAGGAGUGUUUUACCGAGCAUAUAAAGGGCGAUUCUGCUGAAGUCUAUGAGAGCAUUGAGGAAAAUAUUAAGAUACUUAAGGUAUGUAACAUAAACAACACUAGGCCCCUUUUAAUUUACAGCUACGUCACCAUAAAAGAAAAUAAAUCAGGGCCCUCUCAACUUACAGCUACGUGAUGGCAUGGACUGAGCUGCGAGCUACGAAAAUACAACAUUGUUGAUAACAUAAAGUAACUUGAUAGUGAUAAACAACAAGGCUGUCUUCCUGAGGGCAGAGCGGGCCUGCGGUACACGAACAAUAAUCUAUACUUUAAAACGACCUCACACGAAAGUAACUGCUUAAUACGAAGACUUAAGCAUGCCCCUUCGAUGCCUAUUUAACUGGGUUGCAUGGUGUUUACAAGAGAAGCGGAAGUAGAGUGCCCUGGGGAUCUCCCGAACGUCCCAUUCGCGUUGCGCUUUCGUCCACUAACCGGGAACAAGUGAUUGGUGCGCUUUUAGGCGGACCUGGGAUUAAAAUUAAUGUCCCAAGAUUUUUUGUUUACUCCUCACUGUUGAAUUUCUUCUAGGAGCCACCCGACAGUCCAGCCGAACAGCAAUCCACAGGCCUGUUUAGAGCCACUUCCACAAAGUUUAUCAUCGCGGUGACUGUAACUAGUACUCUGCUGAUAUUAGCGUGUAUCUUGGGAAUAAUCUUUGAGAUGUGCCACAAGAAGACACCCGAUGGUUGGUUGGAGCCUUUUUUAAAAGUGUUACAAAACCAAACUUAUCAAUCACAAUGCUGUAAGGCCUCGGCCAAACGUCGCACUUUUCAUGAGACGAGUUAAACUCUAAUUGGGUCGACCUAAAUUAAGAACGUCUGUUGGGUCAGGCGUCAAACUUGGUACACACCAAACCCAAUUUGAGUAAAUUUUCUCCUGAACGAGGCUAAAUAAACAUCAUCAUACAAAUUUUAAAUUAUUAGUUUAGUUCGUCGAAUGGGAAGAUCGACGUUUGUCCCGGAGACGAUCCUCAGACGUUCUAUGCCUCUGAAGUAGACGGAUAAACCGUGUUGGACGAUCAAACCUCAUUCCGACAACCUCAGCUGAGCCAGACGUCGAACUUUUCACGAACUCAACUCACCAAGUGAAAAGUUCCAACGGCCCAGGCCUAAGAAAUCCUAAUGAACCAAUAACAUUUCUACGCAAUAGCAAGUGCUUAACUAUUACUUUAAUUGUUAUGAGUUACGAAUAUUGGCCUAGAUGUUUUAGCCCAUCACAGUCUGUCACAGAGCAAACAAUCUGACAAUGCAGUUUUAUAGCUGCAAGGGCCUACGUUGAUUUGUAUGCUGGCUCUUAACCAGGAAGUAUUGUAGAUCCGAAAAGAGUUUACAAAAUAAAACUCAAACAGAAACCAGGUAAGAUCGGAUUUUCGCGCAUUUGGUUAUAGAUAUGCGAAUUUGGGCGUUAUAAAUUCAAGUAACAAAAUCAUUAUCAUCACCAUCAUCAUCAAAUGGAACGAAAAAUCGAAAGUCGGUCGCAGAAAAAUUAAGAUAUAGGUAAAGAGGAAGGCUAUCUUUAUAGAAACUAGAUUGCCAAAAAAAGGAGGAAAAAAAGACAAAUCUCGAACCCAGACUCAAAGAAUGUAAUUAUCCUAAAACACUUUAUUUUCUGUCGUAGAUUUGAAGCAAAGCAAGGAUCUGAAGAAUGACAUGAGUCCCAUAGUGGAGAAUUUUCUAUCCAGAAUGAAGAAGAUAGUGCAGGACAUGUCAAAACGGCAUCGUCGUCAGCAAUGUGUAGUUAUGCGAGCGGAGAAGGAUCGUGAAGAACAGGCGGUCGCUUUAGUGAAUCAGUAUUACGAUAUGCUAAGCUCGCGGGACAUUCGACAAGACUGGUUCUCUAAGAGUCCUGUAAAAUCGGAAAUAGAGAUUCAAGACAUCAAACCAACGGUCUGGCCUUUCCUUGAUACGCCAAAAACUGGGACACCGUCGUUUAUGAAAAGGAGAAGUGGUUUCUACAAACCUAACACCAGACAAACGCUAGAACCAACUGUUCGCGUCUUGGAAGAGUCAAGGUUAUGA